Archocentrus centrarchus (flier cichlid) is the source of this 2762-nucleotide messenger RNA. Its product is annotated as coronin-1C-A-like. Gene Ontology annotation, biological process: cell migration; actin filament organization. The transcript has 11 exons. Bases 473 to 1924 code for a protein of 483 amino acids. Lineage: Eukaryota; Metazoa; Chordata; Actinopteri; Cichliformes; Cichlidae. Gene Ontology annotation, molecular function: actin filament binding. The record is from RefSeq and is a predicted model, not a curated record.
CGCUGGCUGACGAGCCGGAGAAGCGCUGGUUCGUACUCAGUAAGGCUGAGUGAACCACACACAAGCCCCGCGUGUGUGCCGUUUGACGAAAAACACACCCCGCCCGUUGCAUCCUUUCUCGCUGGCGGUGAAACGCUUGCGUGUCCGCCGCUGGUGAGUCGGGACCCAGCCCCGGCCCACCGGCACAGCUGCCGAGCUUCCCCCGGCACUGCGGCGGAACAGGGUCCACAGCUAUCACCUGAGUCCGCACGUUUUACAAUUCACUCUGCCACGCCGUGUUUGUUUAAAGCUUAUGAUAAACUUUGCUCUGGUGUUUCCAAGAUAAAUCUGGAGACUGCGCCCAAAAUCCUACACUGACCAAAACACCCAUCUCCACCACCAGCCCCCCUUCUUCUUUAACGUUAUGGUAGCCGACUUUGCUAAAAGCGCGUAAAGCUUUCAAAUAGCGGUAACUGUUUUAAGUUUGAAAUGUAUGAAGAGGCUUUUUAAAAUCACAGAUAUGAUGCGGCGAGUUGUGCGACAGAGCAAGUUCCGGCACGUGUUCGGUCAGGCCGUGAGGAACGACCAGUGCUACGAUGACAUCCGCGUCUCCAGGGUCACGUGGGACAGCUCCUUUUGUGCCGUCAACCCCAAGUUUGUUGCCAUCAUCAUAGAGGCCAGCGGGGGAGGUGCCUUUCUUGUACUUCCUCUCCAAAAGACUGGCCGUAUAGACAAGUCCUACCCGACAGUAUGUGGUCACACGGGCCCAGUGUUGGACAUUGAGUGGUGUCCUCAUAAUGACCUUGUCAUUGCCAGCAGCUCAGAAGACUGCACAGUCAUGGUCUGGCAGAUACCUGAGAAUGGACUGGAAUCUCCCCUUUCAGAGCCUGUGGUUGUGUUAGAGGGACACUCUAAAAGGGUUGGCAUUGUGUCUUGGCACCCCACCGCUCGCAACGUUCUUCUUAGCGCAGGGUGCGACAAUCAGAUCAUCAUCUGGAAUGUGGGCACGGGAGAGGCCAUGAUAAACCUGGAGGAUAUGCACCCUGAUGUUAUCUUUAGUGUCAGCUGGAGCCGCAACGGCAGCCUGCUCUGCACCGCCUGCAAGGACAAGAAGGUCCGCGUCAUCGACCCUCGUAAAAAAAAGAUUGUGGCGGAGAAGGACAAAGCUCACGAGGGGGCUCGGCCUAUGAGAGCGAUCUUUUUAGCAGAUGGAAACAUUUUCACCACUGGAUUCAGCCGCAUGAGCGAGCGCCAGCUAGCCCUGUGGAAAACUGAUAACAUGGAUGAACCAAUUUGUGUUCAAGAGAUGGACACCAGUAAUGGAGUCCUGCUGCCCUUCUAUGACCCUGACACCAACAUAGUUUACCUGUGUGGAAAGGGUGACAGCAGCAUUCGGUACUUUGAGAUUACUGAUGAGGCACCAUUUGUUCACUACCUCAACACCUUUUCCACCAAGGAGCCCCAGAGGGGCAUGGGGUACAUGCCAAAAAGAGGUCUGGAUGUCAACAAAUGUGAAAUUGCAAGGUUUUACAAAUUACAUGAGAGAAAAUGCGAACCAAUCAUCAUGACGGUCCCACGUAAGUCGGAUCUAUUCCAGGACGACCUGUACCCAGACACAGCUGGCCCCGAUCCCGCCCUGGAGGCAGAGGACUGGUUUGCGGGCAAGAACGGUGGGCCCAUCCUUAUCUCGCUGAAAGAUGGCUACGUGUCCACAAAGAACCGGGACCUGAAAGUGGUCAAGACGAAUGUCCUGGAGAGCAAGCCGGCCCCAAAAGCAGAAAACAUUUCGACUGUCCAGAAGCACGCGUCUCCACAGUCCUCAGUAAAAAUGGAAGACAAGCUGGAAGAGGUACUCCGGGAGUUCAAGUCACUCAGGGACCGUGUCAUUCUUCAAGACCGUCGGAUCGCCAGACUGGAAGAGCAAGUUGCAAAGGUCGCCAUGUAAGACGCGGCCCCUUCCCAGGACCACUCGUUGUUUUAGGAGAGAACCGACCAGACGGGGUCAGCCACGGCCAAAUUCUCCCAAUUCGGCUUCAUCGAGCUUGGCGUUGUCCCUGUGAUGAGACCAAGCCUACAUUCCAAGAUGAACUCUUAUCUUUCCUCAUCAAGCCUUCUGUCUCACGUUUCGCCCCGACACACCGAGAAAAGGAAGAACUCUCGCGGCUCAUGUAAACAUCGGAAGCAAAGACAUUUUUGUUGAAGGAACAGUCUUAACUUUCUUUCAUUUGUUCGUUUGGGUUCUUUUUUUUUUCAAAUUGUGGUUCUUACGUGACAUUUGUAUUCUACAACUGUAUGUAGCAUCAGUAUUUCCAUUGUUCUUUUUUGUGUUGCCAAAAAUGGAUUGUGUGCCGUUUCAUGCACUGCUUUUACUUUUUUUUUUCUCCUGUUGUACAUUCCAGUCACAACCUGGUAGAAUGAUAUAGUCAGCCUGGAUCUUUUUAAAAACAAUGUCUUUUUUUUUUUUCCUGCCAUUGGUUUGCUCAAUGAUAAACCAGAUUUAUGAAUGUGGAAAAAUCCCUUCUAAACAUUUUAUUCCUGAUCUUCUGGGCUUUAAAUUUAACUGGGUUUUGAUCGAGGGAGAGGGGUGGGAGGGGUGCGUCUCUCUGGUGUAAAUGUUGUGCAAAUGUAGUGGUGCCUCUUGUCACUGUUAAGGGUCAAAGGUUGCCCUCUCCAGUGCAUAUUGGUGUUGGGAAGGGACCACUCACCCAGCUCGUGUUUCACUCAACCCCCCUCCAACAAACAGUUCUGUGCACAUAUUAAAGAUUUUACACAUGGAAACCUCA